AUGUCUGCCUAUCCUAGGUUGAAGCCCGACCUCCAAGAUACCGAAGCACCUAGCCAAGAAGCGCAGAGCUACCUCUAUCUCUGCGUCUCAGAAUGCGAAAACAAACAGCCCUUCCGAUAUGACACCUCUCUAGUCACCGGAAACGCCUCCAACAUGGGCUCUCUCGUCCAGCAUAAGCUAGUAGAUAUAUACCCAUGUGUCGCAAUAGAAGAGUGCGGUCAAAUAGGACUAGGCUACCGCCAGAACCAUCUGCGCGACUCAAGUCAAAGAGUUCUCACUCUUAUCCUACUCGCUAAAGUCAAAUCCCAAGAUCUGCUAACUGGACGCAUUCUAGAGUUUGACUGGGAAUUUGAUAUGAAUAAAGUAGAGUGUGUGGCGGAAAGCUUUACAUAUAACAAGAUUGUGCAAGGGAAGAUUUUGGAAAAGCUUGGAGGGGAUGAGAAGAUUCCGGUUUUUAAUAUGGUGAGAUAUGCAGAGCUUAUGAGGGAGAGAUGA
Messenger RNA from Sclerotinia sclerotiorum 1980 UF-70, 495 nucleotides. RefSeq lists its product with no specific name. Bases 1 to 495 code for a protein of 164 amino acids. NCBI's taxonomy places the organism in Eukaryota, Fungi, Ascomycota, Leotiomycetes, Helotiales, Sclerotiniaceae. The transcript has 2 exons. The record is from RefSeq and is a predicted model, not a curated record.